This is a messenger RNA of Cucurbita moschata (crookneck pumpkin), 600 nucleotides long. Its product is annotated as glycine-rich cell wall structural protein 2-like. Bases 1 to 600 code for a protein of 199 amino acids. The record is from RefSeq and is a predicted model, not a curated record. Lineage: Eukaryota; Viridiplantae; Streptophyta; Magnoliopsida; Cucurbitales; Cucurbitaceae. The transcript has a single exon.
AUGGCGUGCAGCAGAGCGGUAGGGGUUGCCUUGUUGGCUUUGUUUCUUGUGGACUUCGCCUUUGCUGCCCGAUCGCCGAGAGGAGCUUUCGGUGAAGGAGGAGGCGGGGGAGGUGGUGGAGGAGGAGGAGGACUAUUUCUGGGUUCGGGUUACGGCUCUGGUUUUGGGUCGGGUGGAGGCGAAGGAUACGGUGAGGGAGAUGGCGAUGGAGUGUUCGGUAGAGGCGGCGGUGGAGGAAGCGGUGGUGGAGGUGGAGGUGGUGGUGGGACUGGAUCCAGUUCCGGAUUCGGAUCAGGGAGCGGCUCAGGGUUUGGAAGAGGAAGCGGGGGCGGAGGUGGCGGGGGUAGAGGAGGAGGGGGAGGCGGAGGCGGAGGCUCCGGAGGUGGAAAUGGAUCAGGCUACGGCUCGGGAUACGGUAGCGGAAGCGGAUUUGGAAGUGGGAGCGGUAGAGGAGGUGGAGGAGGAGGAGGAAGAGGAGGAGGCGGGGGCGGGGGCAGGGGCAGAGGCGGAGGUUCCACUGGGAGUGGCUCCGGGUAUGGUUCAAGAUACGGGUCGGGCUAUGGCUCCGGACGCAGAGGAUGGAAAGAGAUUUCGCCGUGA